GGCAUCAGUUCAAAUUCUAAUUUUCAAUAUUUAUUCACUCAGCCAUGAAGACAAUCAGCAAAUGUAUUUUUCUGCUGGUUUGCGUGUCGAUCGUGGUCAUUGCGCAGAGGGACCCUGUUGACUUUUCAACAUUACGAUUCGGAUUUGGAAGCCUGAAUAUUCACAAUUGGAUGAGCAAAUUUUGCAACCAUUUCUGCGAACACCCGGCGUCGAAAACUACGCGGACGUUCUCGCUGUGUUCUGUCAAGUGUUCGACUUCUACGACAACUGAAAAAUCCCCUACAACCGAUGCGAAGGACAGAGUCGAAACUACCCUAGCUUCCAUUACGACAACACCACGCAGCACGACGAGCCCUACAAAUUCGAGUAAAUCUUCCUUGAGAGAAUCGAACGGAGAUGGAGCGAGGAGCUGGAGAAAUUAGACGCAUGGAACAUAUACCACAAACUGAAUUGAAUGAAAUUUAGUGUGGAAUGACCCUUAGAGUCUAGCCAUUAAACCCAGUUUAACAAUUCCCCUCACGUGCCCACACUUUUGUGCAAUAAUCCCUCAAUCUUGAGUAAAAAAACAACUUAUCCGCGUUCAUACAAACUUGGAUAACUAGACUAACUCGUGUGAGUCUAACCAAAUAAUACCUCUAAUUAAAGCCAAAUUUUCCAACUUAUCGAGUCUGAAAGGUUCAAUUAUUUGGCGAUAAUCAAUGACAUCAAUUAGAAAUAUUUAGUUGCAAUUUUUAUCGUUUCGUAGAGUAAUUAUUCAAUCAUCGAUCAAGCAUAUCCUCCGGCUAGGAUAUCUUAUUUAUAUUAUUAUUUUAAUGAUGGCAUUAGUCAAGGUUUGGCACUCAAUAUGUUACAUUCACACCACAUUGAGGUCACGAUACAACAGAGAAUGCCAAGGUCUCCGAAUUACUCGAGCUGUGGUACCUUUUCUUUCGCCUGGAAUUUACUCAUGAACAGCCUUGUCCGGCUACGCCCAUUCUUCAAUGGGACCAACCAUCUCUUUUUCGUUGCAAUCAACGCGAGAAUCUUUUCCCUUCGAUAGCGAAAAAAAAACAAGUGUUU
This is a messenger RNA of Diachasma alloeum, 1059 nucleotides long. RefSeq lists its product as uncharacterized. The transcript has 3 exons. The record is from RefSeq and is a predicted model, not a curated record. The coding region runs from base 45 to 422 and encodes 125 amino acids. Lineage: Eukaryota; Metazoa; Arthropoda; Insecta; Hymenoptera; Braconidae.